AUGUUUUAUUGUCCAUUUGAACUUACGGGAACUACCGGAUCUAUCCUUAUUGGAAAUCCAGAUUUACCUAGCAUUCUGACCAUUGCAUACAAGGAAAUACAUGCAAUCUAUACCAGUACUACACUGCAGCACAACACAGCAACUCCAAUUUUGAAAGACAAUCUUCAAAUGCAGCUCAAAUCAUUUCUUGUCACAAUUCGGCUAAAUGUAGAUUACAAAGAAGCAACUCUCAAUUACGCAUCUCAUACUGGCAUCUCCAUGUCCCAUCCUUACCAAUGGGAAGGCUUACAGCGGUUUCGAGAAGCCAACGAUACCCAUAGCGCUUCCAAAUUAGAGUAUGCUCAGUCAUCUCAGAUUGUAGACAGCAGUCUUGUAAAUUUAAAGUAUUAUACAAAACAAAUUGGUGGACUGGUUCGUUCACGCGAAUGUGACUUGGAUUUCUUGAACGCUAAAAUUGUAUAUGGUCCUUGGGCACAACGCCAACGUCAUAUCAUACAGUCAUUUUACUCUCCCCCAUCAUAUCGAGAUGCUCCCUUAGUGCAGCCUAAAAGCGCGCUGGAAUCCAAAGUACUUUCAAUCAAUCUGGAUUUUCGUGGCAAUUCUACUCUCAAAAUUCCAACCCGUGAGCCAUCAAAGGAUGCCGAGUUUUUACGGACUGAAAAUCCUGAUUUGGUAUUUGAAAGUGGUGUUGGUAAUCCUGGGAAACGCCCAUAUGGUUGGAUUACUGCCGAGUUUAAAUCUGGAUCGGCUUUGUCACUUAAUAUUCCACUGUUUGCUGAAACAAAUGGGAGUAUAACUAAAUUUGAUCUACUGUUAUCCAAUGUAACACUAAAGACAAGUGUCAACUUCAAACCGUUUAUUGUCGGCAAGCAGAUUCUGAUUGAGGUAGCGAUCUGUUCUCCUUUGAGUUGGAAUGGAUUGCGUGAAUGGGAUAUCAGCUUGAAAUGGACAGACUGUGAUGUGUACCUUCUCCGUGAGCACAUUGGAUUGGUCACGGACAUGAUCAAAGACUUGAACUCUUUGCCUCCGCCUUCAAUUGAAUAUCAUGUACCGUCAGUUUACACCUUGAACUUUAAGUUUCAAAAUCUCAAAAUUCUAUUUUGUUUAAAUCCUAUGAAUAUCAUCAAGAACCACAACAGUAUAGAUUCUAACGACUAUCUUACUCUCACAACACAUCAUGGAGCAUUGAAAGUCAAUCUUUCAUUUGAAGAGUUUGAGCCUGAUUUCAGAAAAGUAGAUAUAUCGGGAGACCUGCAUAAUGUUGCGUUUGUCGCGUCAUUCUCCGAGGGCCAUAAACUCAAGCUAUUUUUAAAGAGUCCAUUUAAUACAGUACUAUCUUCGUCACUACUUAACAUCACUGCAUCUUAUAUAUAUCGAAAACUUGCUGCUGGUGCUCGUGAUGCACUUACUUUGUUGAUCGAGUCAAAAGAGUCCAACGUGAAUGCACAUGGGCACAUUCUUCCCACAGUCAUGUCCUUUUUGCGCAAUUAUUUUGGUGAUGCAGCGCGCUCUUCAACCCCAGAAUCAUAUUCUCUUGCCAAACUCUUGCAGCCACAAACGCUUCCCCCGAGAAAUGCAUUUGAGUUGCAUUUUCAAUGGCGGUUUAAUGGUGUUAGCUUGUUAUUACCAUGCUCCAUAUAUGGCGCCUCUGAUUCAAUUGCAAUCAAAGGAAAUUAUAUUCAUUUAGAUUUGCAUAACAAGGUAGACGGACAGGAUAUUCAUGUGACACUGUCGCCAUUAACUAUGUUUUGGAAAAAAACUUCCAUCAUGAUUCGAGGUUUGCUUUAA
Molecule: messenger RNA, 1788 nt
Organism: Batrachochytrium dendrobatidis JAM81
Lineage: Eukaryota; Fungi; Chytridiomycota; Chytridiomycetes; Rhizophydiales
Exons: 12
Coding region: 1-1788 (595 amino acids)
Biological process (GO): fermentation
Cellular component (GO): membrane
Source: RefSeq, a predicted model, not a curated record